AUGAGCUCUUCAAAGGUCGAUGUUGCAACGAACACCAAAUCAAAAACUUGUACUAUAGGUCAUAUCCCAAUUUUCUCUGACCUCCAUCCUUGUAUUCCAAGGCGCUAUGUGAUGCCAUGGAAACAGGAUAUGAAAAACAGGAGGCUCAUUUUAAAGCACCAAAAACUGAGUGGAAUACCACAUGAUGAAGGGGAAGAGAGCUUAUUCCUGGAGAGACGUGAACGGCUGUGUCAUGGAGAGGACAGACUCUGUCUCAGUGAUCAAAUGAACCAAUUGACUCCAGGCAAUAUGCUUCAUAUUCCUCUGUCUUCCCAUCUCUCCAGGUACUGCAGCACAAUUAUACGACGCUGGGGCAGAUCUCGCACCUAA
Messenger RNA from Hemiscyllium ocellatum (epaulette shark), 369 nucleotides. Its product is annotated as sperm-associated microtubule inner protein 10-like. The record is from RefSeq and is a predicted model, not a curated record. The coding region runs from base 1 to 369 and encodes 122 amino acids. Lineage: Eukaryota; Metazoa; Chordata; Chondrichthyes; Orectolobiformes; Hemiscylliidae. The transcript has 3 exons.